CUUGCCAGGAGAUUGUGAUCUUAAAAUUUAAUGAGUUAUAAGCUGUGAUGUACUACAGCCAAGUUAAAGGUUCAGCUUAAUAAUUUUUUACCGGACUCGAUAUUAUUGGUUGUUACGAAAGGCGAGGCGACGGAACUGCCAUAGCAUUUAAUUAUUAGUUUUGUUUGUAUGGUCGCCCUUGACCUGCCCUCUCGAGAUGGAGAAUGAAUAAAUAGAGUGUGCGCCGCCCGGUGGGAGGAAGGCUCGUGCUCAUUGCCCGACGAGUGGAAGGCAGCGCCCGGAUCUAACAGUGGUCUCACUUCAUCUAGUGGCUACAAUGCACCAGUUCUGUAACCUUUGCACGUCGGGAUGGUUGGAGGAGUGUUGGUGUCACACUUAUAUAAUACGUACAUGCAUCAGGCGAUAAUUUUGCAAGCGUGGUCUGCACACUUCUGAAUUUUCUUCGUUUGUGUUCUCUUAUAUUUUCGCCGUUCAUCAUGUUGCGUAUUACUGCCUUGGCCAUACUCUGUAUUUCCUGCGUUCAGGAAUACAGUGUUUUCGCGAACCCCACAAGCGACAGCUGCAUCGAGCCCAAUCCGCCAGUGCGAUACUUCAGCUUCAAUCUCCGUCCAAACGAGCCGUGUAGCGGCCGAGGAACAUGCACUAAUGGAAAGUGCACAUCCUGCGAAACGUGGGAGGGAAAUAAGGACGGCAAGCACGUAGUCGUCAAAUAUUCCGGCAAAUACUGUGAAUGCGACAACAUCAGCUGUCCCCGGUUUAAUGGAGAAGUCUGUGCUGGACACGGACGCUGCGAUUGUGGUCGGUGUGUAUGUCAGGGCAACUACAUCGGCAACGACUGCGCAGAUGACGAAGCGGUAGUGGACGAUGUUCUAAGCAUGAUGAAAGAGAUGAGGAAGAACAAAAGUACCUAGAGUGGAACAAUAACAUACGUAAUCUGCGGUGAUAAUCGAAAUAACUUUUGGUGUUAAAUAACUUCUGGUGUUAAGUUGAUGAUGGUUGGUGUUAAGUUGGUGAUGGUCGAAAUAACUUUUGGUGUUAAGAUUCUUGCCAUCUUCAGAUUGUUGACCUUUCCGAAUAUCUGCGUCUUUUAUAUGGUAUGCGUUAUUGCAUUGUCAUUGUGGUGAAAAAGCAAUUACAAUGUAUCCCACUCAUCUUUGCAC
Messenger RNA from Paramacrobiotus metropolitanus, 1160 nucleotides. RefSeq names its product integrin beta-3-like. Gene Ontology annotation, molecular function: integrin binding. The coding region runs from base 477 to 911 and encodes 144 amino acids. The record is from RefSeq and is a predicted model, not a curated record. Lineage: Eukaryota; Metazoa; Tardigrada; Eutardigrada; Parachela; Macrobiotidae. The transcript has 7 exons. Gene Ontology annotation, biological process: integrin-mediated signaling pathway; cell adhesion mediated by integrin; cell-matrix adhesion. Gene Ontology annotation, cellular component: cell surface; focal adhesion; integrin complex.